AUGGAUGCUGCCGAGAUUGAUGUAGCGUUCAACUCGAAUUGCGAUAUUGUCUUGUCGUUGCUGUCGCCGUUCGCGCCGAACAAAGCAACCAUAAAAGCUCGAACCAGCGGUGUUCUGCUCGUCGCCGGCGUCGGCUCGUUUUUCGCCUAUCGCGUUGUCUCAAACUUGCUCGGCAAUCGAUUCGUUUGGGAGUGUCUCGAAGCGCGAAAUCUUGAUCAAUUACCAACAGCCGAUCGACGUCUUCUCUAUUCAUUUAACAUUGAUGAGGACGACGACGAGGAGGAGGUGGACGAGGAACGGCGCGAGGCGCGAGGGGAACGAUUGAGGAAUGAUAGCGAUGAGACGAGAAGCGUUCGAUCGCUUGGACAGGUCUCAUUAUGCCGAUUGAAUCGCGCGCGACGCUCGAUUCGACAAUCGCGCGGUCUUCUCGGCUCGCUGAACCCGUCGGAUCGUCAUAAAGACGGCAUCGUGAGUCGGCAAUCGUCGCGUUCGGUGAAAUCGGGCGUUCGCUCAACGUCGUCGUCGUUCGGCUCGAUGAAAUCGGCGUCGUUUCGCAUCGUCUGGGAGGGCAGUCAGCCGUCGUGGGACGACUACGGUGUGCCGACGACGUCGGCCGAGGCGUUGCCGAAGGCGGCGUUGUCGCGAAUCGCCGGCGGAUGUGUGCCGUCGACGUCGGCCCGAGAGGAUUUGGCGUCGGUUGGCGAUCUUUGCAGCGUUUUCAACGAUGUGAUGUCUGUGACGUCGGCCGUCGAGGGCAACGAUGCGCUUCUUCUCGACGACGAUGAUUAUCGCGAAGACGACGAAGGGAAUGAGAGCAUCUGGCAGAAGUGUAUGGCCGAGAAGUACAUGUACGAGAGUUUCGCGAUUGAGCCGAGCGAAUCCGGCUCGCAUGGCGUUUAUGAUGACGAGGAGACGAUGAGCAAACCGACGGCGAAUCCGUCGAUGCUGUCGCCGAUGGAUUCCGAUGAGCACGUGAUGACGCGAAGCAGCAACUCGAAACGCAGUCGAUCGAUGUAUGACUCGGCGAUUGGCGGCGAAUUGUCGAGCGAUGAUGGAUCGAGCUAUAAUAAUAAUAAUAAGAGGCUCAAUGUGCUCGAGGAGGCCGACAGCUCGUCGAUAGUGGCGCCGUCGUGCGCCAGUCUCGAAUGGUGCGAUGAUAUUGCGAGAUUUGCGUUUUCCAGAGUGAUGCAGAGCGAGACGGGCGGCUCGCCGUUGCGACGCGCCAAUUUGGAUUGGGACAUGGAGUCGGAGAUGAUGGACGCCGUGCCGUCGGUAUCGUCGAGUUGUAUUCGCGACGUCAACGCAACGUAUGCGCCGAAAUCGUCUCGAGACCUAAUGGUGAUGGCUUGCGAGAUGUUUCCGCCGUACUCGCCGCCAUUCAAGGCGAUCAAGAACAUCUACUAUAAGCGGCGACUGAAGCGCGUCGGAUUGUACUCGCCGACGGAGACGACGAUGAGUUUGAUGCUUCGAUCGGCGCUCUACCAUCGGGUGCCGAUUCUUCGGAAUCAGACGAGGAGCGCAAUGGAAGCGGAAUUCCGCGAAGAGGUCGCUGAGAGUCGUAUAGUAAACGAUGUUGGUGGUCGCGUGCUCGCAUUAUAG
This is a messenger RNA of Caenorhabditis bovis, 1599 nucleotides long. The record is from the annotation of a GenBank genome assembly. NCBI's taxonomy places the organism in Eukaryota, Metazoa, Nematoda, Chromadorea, Rhabditida, Rhabditidae.